This is a messenger RNA of Camelina sativa (false flax), 1116 nucleotides long. Lineage: Eukaryota; Viridiplantae; Streptophyta; Magnoliopsida; Brassicales; Brassicaceae. The record is from RefSeq and is a predicted model, not a curated record.
AUGGCGCUAGACACGGCUAGCAGAGGAGAUUUCUCCACCAAUACCGCCAAUGAAGCAAACCUUCUGAUUGAGAAUCUCGCUGCAAGUAACAGCAACCAUGGUACAGAAUACGACCGAUCGGUACGAGUCAAUGCUGUGGAGACUGAUGCCAUCAAAGACCUCACAGCCAAGGUAAAUCUCCUCCUAAAAAGAGACCACCAAGGCGUCAACAUGUGUGAAGAGCAAACCGGAGUGUAUGCAGAAUUUGGGGUCGAUGCCUCUCAAGAUGCGACUGAGGAGGAUCAGAUCUACCCACCGCAACCUCAGCAGAACAACUUCACACAAGGAUUUCAGGCCAAGGGAAAGAGAUUUGGAGGAUCAAACUUUCAGCAAAAGCCUCAAGCAAAUAGUUUCGCUCCAGGAUUUCAAGCACCACAACAACAACCUGCUGCCCCACAAGAGAGCAAACUAGAACAGAUGAUGCAGGCUCUAAUAGAUAAUCAGAAGAAAAAUGCUGGAGAAAUUAAUGUCAAGAUAGACAACAUGUAUUCAGAGCUGAAUGGGAGGAUCGAAACGCUGAACACUCACGUGAGGGUCUUAGAAAAUCAGGUGGCACAAGCUUCAGUGAGAGUCAAGGCACCCCCAGGAACACUACCAUGCAAGUCUGAGGCCAACCCAAAGGAAUUCCUGAACGCCAUCACUCUCCGAAGUGGGAAAGAGAUAGAAGGACCACCGCUGACAAAAAGGACUGACCGAUCCUCCGAGCAGACUGGCCGAUCCGGGAUAUCCGAAAACAACAAUGACCCCCUCAGCAACACUCAAGAAAAUGCGGAUGAUGUUGAGAUAUCUGGUACUAAGGAGGCUGAUAAAGAGCCAAACAACAAACCCCAGCAGACGUAUACACCCAAGCUUCCCUUUCCAACCCGCCGUAAAACCAAGAUACAAGAGCGCAAAUAUGUGAAUCUAAAAUCAGUGGUGGGAGAGCUUCAAGUCCGACUAUGUUUCAUCGAAACAGUGCGAAUGGUUCCAUCUCUCAAGAAGUACAUGAAGGAAAUGCUGACCGAUAAACUCAGUUUAGAACAAGGGGUGAUGUAUCUUACGCAUGCGUGUAGUGCCAUGCUCCAUGGCAACUUUUAG